Messenger RNA from Mangifera indica (mango), 2137 nucleotides. Its product is annotated as serine/threonine-protein kinase PBL34-like. The coding region runs from base 442 to 1899 and encodes 485 amino acids. The record is from RefSeq and is a predicted model, not a curated record. The transcript is spliced from 6 exons. Gene Ontology annotation, biological process: protein phosphorylation. Gene Ontology annotation, molecular function: ATP binding; protein kinase activity. NCBI's taxonomy places the organism in Eukaryota, Viridiplantae, Streptophyta, Magnoliopsida, Sapindales, Anacardiaceae.
AUUUUCUUGUCUGGAAUAUGCCAAAGUCACUGUUGUGACCAACAAACAAAAUCUCUUCCUCUCUCUCUUGCCCAAGCUGCCCUUUCUCUUUGUUUCAACCUGCCCCUUCUGCCCGUCCUAACACUUUCCCUCUUUCUCAAGCACCCUUCCCCUCUCUCUCUUACCUUUUGACUAAAAUUCCUACCUGGUUGUCAUUUGCUUUCACUUAUUACCCAUCCCUUCAUGUGUUUUUGAGAUGGGGUUUUUCUGUUGUAGCUAAAGUUGUUUGCUUCUGUGAGUUUUGAAGGUUGAUCAGUAGAGUUUCUCUUUUUUGUGGAGAUGGGUAUCAGUUUUUUUCACUUGUUGAUUGUUUGACAUGUUUUGAGAUGGGUUUUUGUUGUUGUAGCUAAAGUUGUUUGCUUUUUUGAGUUAUGAGAAGUUGAUCAGUUGAAUUUUGUGGACAUGGGUUUGAGUCCGGAAUCUGUAAAGGUUAAGAAUGGGGAAGUGAAUAGUAGUAGUAAUAAGAAAUCAAGAAAGGUGAAAAAGAAGAUCAAAGAUGGAGCUGAGGAAGAAGAUGAAAUUGGGUGUUGGGUUAGGUUCAGGUUUAUGGAGAGUUGCAUGCCUUCAAGAUCAAAAGUUGAUAGUUCCUUGAGUGGUACUAGUACCAAUUAUAAUAAUAAAUCUCCAAAUGAGAAAAGAAGAGACCAGCCAGUUGUUCCUGUGUCAUCUACAACCACAAGUAAUGCAGAAAGUACUUCAUCCACACCAAAAUUCAGUGAGGAGCUGAAGAUUGCUUCUCAGCUUCGGAAGUUCACAUUCAAUGAUCUAAAGUUAGCUACUAGGAAUUUCAGACCAGAGAGUCUUCUCGGUGAAGGUGGGUUUGGUUGUGUCUUCAAAGGUUGGGUCGAGGAAAAUGGAACUGCUCCUGUAAAACCUGGUACUGGGCUUACUGUUGCUGUUAAAACCCUAAAUCAUGAUGGACUUCAGGGUCAUAAAGAGUGGCUAGCCGAAGUUAAUUUCCUUGGCAACCUCCUCCAUCCAAAUUUGGUUAAAUUGGUUGGUUAUUGCAUUGAAGAUGAUCAAAGGUUGCUGGUAUAUGAGUUCAUGCCUCGAGGGAGUUUGGAGAACCAUCUCUUUAGAAAAGGGUCCUUGCCUCUUCCUUGGUCUAUCAGAAUGAAGAUUGCAUUAGGUGCUGCAAAGGGCCUUGCCUUUCUUCAUGAAGAAGCUGAAAAGCCUGUGAUAUAUCGUGAUUUUAAAACAUCAAAUAUUUUAUUAGAUGCGGAUUACAAUGCCAAACUCUCUGAUUUUGGACUAGCCAAAGAUGCCCCCGAGGAAGGUAAAACUCAUGUAUCUACUCGAGUAAUGGGAACUUACGGUUAUGCUGCUCCUGAAUAUGUAAUGACUGGACAUUUAACAUCAAAGAGUGAUGUGUAUAGCUUUGGAGUAGUUUUACUUGAAAUGCUGACCGGUAGAAGAUCCAUGGAUAAAAACCGACCAAACGGGGAGCAUAACCUUGUUGAAUGGGCAAGGCCGCAUCUUGGAGACAAGAGGAGGUUCUACCGAUUGUUAGACCCUCGCCUUGAAGGUCACUUUUCAAUCAAAGGUUCUCAGAAAGCUGCCCAGCUGGCUGCCCAGUGCCUGAGUCGGGACCCCAAAAGCAGACCCCGGAUGAGUGAAGUUGUGGAAGCAUUGAAGCCAUUACCCAAUCUCAAAGAUAUGGCCAGCUCUUCCUAUUACUUCCAAUCUAUGCAAGCAGAUCACAACAGAUCCAACCGAAAUUAUAAAAACGGUGCUAGGACACAGGUAGGAUUCAUUACAAGGAACGGGCAACCACCCAUGAGGAGCUUAUCCAAUCCAAAUGGGCAUGCUUCUCCAUAUCAUCAUCCUCACCCAUCACCAAAACCAAAUGGGAAAAAAUAAUAGCAUUAAAGGUCUUGAUUUGACUCAUCCUUGGAUAAUCACAGUGGUAUUGCAUGUCUUAGAAAUGGCUUGUAUUUUUGCUGUUUACCAUUUACCAUACCUUGUAUUAACUCAAAACAACAAAAAAGGCUCCUUGCUUAAUGAAAUGAUGUGUAACAAACCCUGGGAGGCUAGUCUAAUUAAUUGUAUCUUUACUUCCAUUUGCUGUCUAUGAGAUUUCAAGAUUGGAGACUGAAAA